AUGCGUCCUUCCAUUGCCCUCCGCGCCGCCAGAGUGCAAUUGACACUAUUCACCCGAGCCAACUGCGGGUUGUGCGACGUGGCCAAGUCACGCAUUGUCGAGGUCCAGAACAGGCGACCUGUCAACUACAGAGAAAUCGAUAUCAUGAGUCCCGGGCACGAGAAAUGGAGAGAUGUCUACGACUUUGACGUCCCGGUCCUACACGUGGACAAAGUUGCCGGCGGGAAAGAAGCCGGCGAAAGUGGUUUAUCGCUGGAGGCCGCCAAAAAGCUCAUGCAUCGAUUUACAGUGGAGGAGGUGGAAGAGGCUGUGGACGAGGUUGAAAAAGCAUCGUCUACGUGA
Messenger RNA from Capronia coronata CBS 617.96, 342 nucleotides. RefSeq lists its product as uncharacterized. The coding region runs from base 1 to 342 and encodes 113 amino acids. The record is from RefSeq and is a predicted model, not a curated record. NCBI's taxonomy places the organism in Eukaryota, Fungi, Ascomycota, Eurotiomycetes, Chaetothyriales, Herpotrichiellaceae. The transcript has a single exon.